This is a messenger RNA of Talaromyces stipitatus ATCC 10500, 3709 nucleotides long. RefSeq names its product RanBP1 domain protein. NCBI's taxonomy places the organism in Eukaryota, Fungi, Ascomycota, Eurotiomycetes, Eurotiales, Trichocomaceae. Gene Ontology annotation, biological process: intracellular transport. The transcript is spliced from 3 exons. Bases 1 to 3534 code for a protein of 1177 amino acids. The record is from RefSeq and is a predicted model, not a curated record.
AUGUCGAGCACUCCAAAUGAUACGCCUCAGCGGGCAACAGCUGCUCAGUUGGCCACAAGGAGGAUCAAAGAACUCAACAAGCGUAGAGCCAAGCCGGCCACGCAAACCGCUCCUCAGACACCAUUCUCAUUUGGCGAUACGGGCCCUUCAAGCUCUGGAGCUUCCAAUGGCUUUUCCUUCGGUCAAUCUCAAAGCUUUCCUGCACCGAGUGCUUCAGGUGCCCCUCAAAAUGGCUCCCAGUCUGUUUCUUUCGGUGCUGGGAGUGGCUCCUUCAAUUUUGGGGGGUUCAAUUCUACUCCUGCCAACAACCCAUUUGCCAAUCUGAACGGCGGCAACGCACAAAUUCAAAGCCAGAAUCAGCAAUCCAACAUCUUCGGUGCCAAAAGCUCAACUCAGCCUGCACAACCCUCAGGUCAGGGCAUAUUUGGUCAAAAUUUGAACUCAGGCUUCCAAUCUCAACCAGCAAGCACCGUUCCCAACCCAUUCGCAAAGCCUACUCCUGCUCCUACUUCUGGUCCGCUUUUCCAAUCACAGCCUGCCUCGACUGGUCCAUCAUUGUUUGGACAAACAAAGCCGACAAGCACUGACGCCAACCUCUUCGGACGAGCCGCAUCUCCUGCUCCUGCAUCUACCCCAACAACAGCAACCACUGCUCCAAGCUCACUCUUCGGUCAAAAUUCUACAUCUGCUGCUCCUAGCUCCCCGCUCUUCCAGUCUAAACCUGUAACAAAUGUGGGCUCAACUCUUUUUGGUCAAAACCCCCCUCCACCCACCACGGGCACUACGAACCUGUUUGGUCAGUCAGUCGGUGCUUCUUCCGCCGGUACCACUACAACCGCCGCCGCGACAAACGGCCCUACAUCUUUGUUUGGAAAGACCCCUUCUGCCUCUAGUGGCUCGUCAUUGUUCCAACCUAAACCUGCCAUCUCUGGAACACCUAAUAUUUUUGGGCAAACUCCUACUAUCGCAGCUCCUGGUGCGUCUUUGUUUGGACAAUCUGUAGGAGCGAAGAAUGAUAGCACCCCUCGUUUCACUCCGUCCACACCAGCCAAGGCCAGCGGCUCUUUGUUGGGCAAUGCGCCUUCAACAGGUACUUUCAACUUUGGACAGGCAACUGCUACAACUCAGAAGCCUCUAUUCAAUCUCACUACCGAUUCUGACGACAUGAGCACUUCCCCCGAUGGUAAGCGCAAACCAAGCGAACAACCUUCAGCUGCUCCUUCAAACAUUUUCGGCCAGAAGCCGGCAGAGAGCUCCGUUCCAUCUGCAUCCAACGUCAGUCGUCCUACGUCUUCGCUUUUUGGCACUUUUACUCCAUCAGCGACCGCCAACCCUCCUUCGCCAAGCAUUAGCGCUUCUAGUAAUAUUUUUGGCCAGCAACAAUCAAGAUCCGUUUCACCUGCACCAAACGGUGUCACAACCACAGCUAGUUCUGUAUUUGCACCCACUACCACCGCUUCGACUGGACCCCAUCCGUUUUCAUCACUGUUUGCAGCCAGCUCCAAUAAACCAGCUACAAGCCCAGCGCCAGCUCCAGCUCCAUCGGCUUCUGCAACGACUGCUCCGCCAACUCAAUCACUUUUUGCGGGAAGUUCAAAGUCGGCCACAACCACCGCGCCGUCCCAAUCACUUUCUGCCGGAGCUUCUCAACUAGCUCAAAAAGAGACUAUGUUUGCAUCUCAGCUCAGCCCCGGCAAGAGAAUGGGAGCCGAAAUUAUGGAUCAAGGUCUCUCCAAAAAGUCUGCGGCUACACCUCAAGUUUCUGCUGAGGAAUCUCUUGAACAGGACAAGAGAGCCCAAAUUCGUGAUCUGAAUCGUAGCUUCAAAGAGCUUAUUCCUUCCUACGAUCCUGAGACCCAGAGCUUGGACAGUAUCAUUCUCCAUUACAUUCGUAUGCGACGGGUGAUCGGCGUACCGGUCGGUUCACUCACUAACAAACCUGGCAAACGCAAGCUUGACGAUGCGCAUGGGAUUGAAUCACCUGUUCAAAGGCCAACAACAAAGAAGUCCAGGGGUCAAGAGGCUGAGCCAGUACUUCCACUUUUUUUACAACCUUCUUCGUCUUCUGGUGACAAGCGAAAGUCGACUGAAAAUCUUGAUGAUAGCGUGAACAGUAAACGCCGGGCUCAACCUUUUGUGCGCCCUACAACCCAGGCAGGUGCAGAUGGCAAGUCAGAAACGGCUAGCAUCUUUGCAAGUUCAUUCUCCGCACCCAAAGAUGCCACUCCAGCUAGCACAGCCUCUAGCAGCUCUAAUCUAUUCAGCUUUGGUGCUUUACCCGCUAAAGAAACCACUCGUCCGGCAUCUCCCCAGAAGGAACAGCCGGAAACAGCUGUCAAACCCGCUUUCGAGGUCCCCAAGUUUGGCAAUCUUGCCGGCCAGAAUUUUGCUAGCCAGUUUGGUAAGGGAAGUUUUAAGGCGUCUUCAGCUGAUGCCCCUAAGGUUCAACUUGAGGUUCCUAAGUUUGGAGCUUCUGGACAGAGCUUUAUGAGUCAGUUUUCUCAGAAAGCCAAAGGUGAUGAUACGGACGAAGACAGCAGUGACUCCGAAGCAGAGCAUGUUGUCGAAAAGAAAGUUGAGAAACCCAGCUCCGUGCAACCACAAUCUAACGCCUUUUCUGGUUCCGUUUUCGACAGCAAGCUCGGAGCACCCUCUGUCGGAAUACAUAACAUUUUUGGACACUUGAACGCUUCCACUGCAACCUCAGAUGUUGGAGAAUCUUCCGAUGACGAUUUGACAGAGGAGCUAUCCAAGCGGGCCGAGAAGAGCAAGCCUGAUUCUGAGGCUGAACCAAAAACAACAACCAGCUUGUUCGGUCGUAUCACCAGACCUGACGGGACACCUGUCAAUCUGAGCUCAGAUGAAGAAAAAGCAGAGACGCCCAAGGUCAACCCACUUUUCGGACAAACUACUCCUAGUACAUCCCUCGCAGCACCCAACAGCACUCCCCUGUUCAGCCCAGCAUCCGCUGCAAAGGCAUCUAACAUCUUUGGGGGAUCUUCCAUACCAUCAUCAACAUUCAAUCCCUUCUCGUCUAGCCUCAAUCCUGCCGCUCAACUCCUUGCUAAAGAGGGAACGACCACCGCGAGCGUCACAUCUGAUUCGAACGCGGAAGACACCGACACUGAAACCCCGAAGGAUGCUCAACUUAAUCUUUUGACUAAUGCUGGCGAAGAAGAUGAAGACUGCAUCUUUGAAGGCCGCUCUCGAGGCUCGAAAUACGUGGACAAGUCGGAGGGCGGAAAGACCGAGAAGUCCUGGGAAGUCCAGGGUGUUGGUCCCCUCCGUGUUCUUGUGAACAAGGAAACAAAGCGUGCUCGUCUCCUGCUACGUGCCGAUCCUAGUGGAAAAGCUGUCCUCAAUACAGCCAUUAGUCGCGCCAUAGACUACAAGUUUCAACCCGGCGGUUGCUCGUUUUUAGUGCCUCGUCGGGAUGGUUCUGGUUUGGACAUGUGGAUGCUUCGAUUCAAGAAAGAGAUUACUGCAGAAGUUGAGAAUGCCGUGAAGACGGCCAAAGAAGGUUUGCCUCAGUAAGGGAAUGAUGAAUUGUCAUUUUUUGCGAUCGAUUUGCAUGAAGAAGCAUUUGUUGAUGAUUUUCACGGAGUUCUCCCCAGGCAUGAUAUCAACGUGUAUUGUAGCAGUGUAUUUUACUUUCGACUUCGAUGGUGGAUAUCCAGUUCUUCAGGAAUAAACACAAUUCAUUCUCGAA